CUUGUUCAGGCCAAUUCAUAAGUCUCCUUCCUUUUAUAUUUAAUGAAGUCCUUAAAUUAAUUAGCCAAUCCUUGUUCCUGAAGCCAACUCCACCUUUACCUUAAACCCUUUAAACGUUAUUUUUCCUUUUCUGUAAUGGCGUUGGUUAAGAAUCUGGAAUUUAGAAUGGCAGAACCUUCCUCUUAGGUCUACUACUCUACACUGACAUAUGACAUGCUCUGAAAGCAAGGUAUUACUUCUAGUUUCCAUGUCCGCCUUGUUGUGGCUCCUGUUUCUGGCUUUCGCCGGAUUUGUAAGGCCGGCGCCGGCAAUGGCAACAUCGGAUUUCCUUUACAAGAACAUAUUCAUUCUGGCUGGACAAAGCAACAUGGCCGGGAGGGGAGGAGUGGUAGACAACAAAUGGGAUGGAAUCGUGCCUUUCCAAUGCCAACCCAAUCCAUCCAUUCUCCGACUCGAUGCGGGGCUGCGUUGGGUGAGAGCGGCAGAGCCACUCCACGCGGACAUUGAACACAAUAAGACAAGUGGGGUAGGCCCAGGAAUGGCGUUCGCGAAUGCGGUGAAGAGCAAGGACAGCAGCAUAGGAGUAAUUGGUCUGGUGCCAUGUGCGGUGGGAGGGACGAAUAUAAGCGAGUGGAUGAAAGGGAAUCAUUUGUACGAGCAGAUGGUGAGGAGGGCUCAGGCGGCGCUGCAGGAAGGAGGGACGAUUCAGGCGAUACUCUGGUAUCAGGGGGAGAGCGAUACAGAGAACCGAGAGGAUGCGAUGACUUAUAAGCGAAGGAUGGUGAAGCUCAUCGCCGACUGGCGUGCCGAUCUACAAUCCCCAAACCUUCGAAUCAUUCAGGUGGUGUUGGCAUCAGGAAUGGGACCUUUCGUAGGGAUCGUGAGAAGAGGUCAACUAGGAAUAGACCAACCAAACGUUGUGUCUGUGGAUGCCAUGGGACUGCCCCUAGAAGAAGACGGAUUGCACCUCACCACUGCAGCUCAGGUAAGGCUUGGCCAGAUGUUGGCCAAUGCCUUCCUUAACGGUAUGCCCAGCAGCCCCUCCACCAGCAAUGCUCAGAGGAUAUGUUACCCUUUCUUUUGUUGAUAUUUUUUUACCCUGCACCCCUCCUCUCUCCAAUGAGGGCACCAAUGAAAUGGGGAAGUGGGUCAUCCCAAAUGUGAGAUUGAAUCCCAUCAUUGAAAACAAAAUUUUAUUAUGAACAAUCAAAUGCGUUCAUUUAACUUAUCUUGUGUUUGGUAUGUAUUCUUGGAGUGCAUUCUAAGCAUUCUAGGUCGAUAAUGCAUUCUAUGAAACCUUACCAAAAACAACUUUAAUGCAUAUAUUUGUUUUUUUUCA
Molecule: messenger RNA, 1339 nt
Organism: Macadamia integrifolia
Lineage: Eukaryota; Viridiplantae; Streptophyta; Magnoliopsida; Proteales; Proteaceae
Product: probable carbohydrate esterase At4g34215
Exons: 2
Coding region: 209-1087 (292 amino acids)
Source: RefSeq, a predicted model, not a curated record